AUGGCACCGCAUCUUCUCACUCUGGCCAUACUAUGGCAUUUUCAGAUGGCAACCGCUUGGACGGUGAAUAAUUUCCUGAUGACGGGACCAAAGGCCUUCCUGACCUACACCAGCAGUGUGCAAAUAGGCGCACAGAACGGAGUACGCGAGUGUAAAAACCAGUUCGCUUGGGAGAAGUGGAACUGCCCAGAGACUUCGCUACAAUUAUCCACCCACAGCGGCCUUAGGAUGGCCACAAGGGAAACGGCUUUUAUGCACGCCAUCAGCGCGGCCGGAGUGAUGUACACACUCACCAAGAACUGCAGCAUGGGAGACUUCGACAACUGCGGCUGCGAUGACUCCAGGAUUGGCCAGACAGGGGGCAGAGGCUGGAUCUGGGGGGGCUGCAGUGAUAAUGCAGCGUUUGGCGAUAAGAUUUCCAAACUGUUUGUGGACGCGCUAGAAGAUGGGCACGACUCGCGCGCGGCAGUCAAUCUGCAUAAUAAUGAAGCGGGCAGACUGGCAGUCAAGGCGACCCUGAGGAAAGCAUGCAAGUGUCACGGAGUGUCCGGGAGUUGCAGCAUCCAGACCUGCUGGAUGCAGCUGGCCGACUUCAGAGAGGUGGGCGCCUACCUGAAGAUGAAGCACGAGCAUGCCAAGAAGCUGGGGGCCGACAAGAAGCCUGCGAGGGCAGGGAACCGGGGCGCCAUCGCGCACUCUUUCCGAGGCAUCCCCAAAACGGAGCUUAUUUACCUGGAAGAUUCGCCGAAUUACUGCGACAAGAACCACAGCCUGGGAGUGCCGGGGACUUUGGGACGCGAGUGCCUGAAGGGAGACAAGAACGCGUCCCAGUGGGAGCGGAAGAGCUGCCGCAGGCUGUGCAAUGAAUGCGGCCUCAGAGUGGCGGAGAAGCGCACUGAGGUCGUCAGCAGCUGCAACUGCAAGUUCUACUGGUGCUGCACCGUCAAGUGUGACAAAUGCACACAAGUUGUCACGAAAUACUAUUGCACGCGUAAAGAAGGUGGGAAGAAACAGCCAAAUAAAACGAAGCGCAGGCACCGUGCGCGCCGGGAAUGACUUUUGACUCGGGACUUAUCAAUCAUUUUUUAGCUUUAUGGAUUUUCCUGCAAAUGACUCUCGGUCUGAAUUGAAUCACCGGAAUAAUCUUAUGCACUUUGAUCUUACUGAAUGGAUUCCAUACAGACUAAAUCAAAUGAUGUU
Cololabis saira (Pacific saury) is the source of this 1200-nucleotide messenger RNA. Its product is annotated as protein Wnt-8a-like. The coding region runs from base 1 to 1056 and encodes 351 amino acids. The record is from RefSeq and is a predicted model, not a curated record. Gene Ontology annotation, cellular component: extracellular region. Gene Ontology annotation, biological process: cell fate commitment; multicellular organism development; neuron differentiation. Lineage: Eukaryota; Metazoa; Chordata; Actinopteri; Beloniformes; Belonidae. The transcript is spliced from 6 exons. Gene Ontology annotation, molecular function: cytokine activity; frizzled binding.